Messenger RNA from Taeniopygia guttata (zebra finch), 1413 nucleotides. Lineage: Eukaryota; Metazoa; Chordata; Aves; Passeriformes; Estrildidae. The record is from RefSeq and is a predicted model, not a curated record.
CGGGCCGGGGCUGCCAUGGCCGCGCUGCUGCUGCUGCUGCGAGCGGCGCCGCGGCUGCUGAGGGAGCGCCGGGCCCGGGGCAGGCUCGGGGCAGCGGGGCCCGCACGGGCAUCACAGUGCUUGAUCAGAAGAACAGUUUUUGGGUGCCCUCUAACUAAAGGAGGUUCUGGUCUGGUUCAAAAGACUAAAGAUGCUUUUUUGAGGUUCUGCAGACCACGAAGUUCUACAGCAGCUGCUGGCACAUCUGGAGAGGAUGCCUUGCUGAAAUGGGGCCUUCUCCUCGUCCCUCUGACCACGUUCGGCCUCGGCACAUGGCAGGUUCAGCGGCGCAAGUGGAAAUUAGAUUUGAUUGCACAGCUGGCAUCAAGAAUCAAAGCAGAUCCCAUCCCUCUGACAUUAGACCCCAUGGAACUGAAGGAGUUGGAGUACAGACCUGUGCAGGUCAGAGGGCGUUUUGACCACUCCAAGGAGCUCUACAUCCUGCCCCGCUCGCUGCUGGACCCCGAGCGGGAAGCCCGGGAAGCCGGGAGGAUCACAUCCCGCCCGGAGAACGGAGCCAACGUCGUCACCCCCUUCUACUGCACAGAGCUCGGGGUCACAAUUUUAGUCAACCGAGGAUUUGUGCCCAGGAAUAAAGUGAACCCAGAGACCAGGCUGAAGGGACAGAUUGAAGAUGAGAUUGAUCUCACAGGGGUGGUGAGACUAACAGAAAAAAGGAAACCCUUUGUGCCUGAAAAUGACAUUGGAAAAAACCGCUGGCAUUACCGGGACCUGGAGGCCAUGGCCAGGGUGACUGGUGCUGAGCCCAUCUUUAUCGAUGCAGAUUUCAGAAGCACAGUCCCAGGGGGGCCCAUCGGGGGCCAGACCAGGGUGAGCCUGCGGAACGAGCACAUGCAGUACAUUGUCACCUGGUAAGGAACGAGCACAUGCAGUACAUUGUCACCUGGUACGGUUUGUGUGCUGCAACUUCCUUCCUGUGGUAUAAGAAAUUUAUACAGAAGCUACCUGUGUGAGGGGAAGAAACAUCUUUGUGCUACAGUCAAGAACAGACUUUUAUGGAUGACAGGAGCCUGAUCAGUCAUAAAUAACUGAAGCACCUGGAAUUCCAAAGCAGUUUCAACAAACAUUAUCAAGCUGCAAAUAGACUUUAAGCAAUCCCUGCAAACUGAGCUCCCACCACUGUCAUUUGGCUGCAGCUUGGGAGCACUGAACUUCAACAGUAAUCACAAGAAUACAUUUUUCUAACGUGGUUGGUUGUAAGCUACAAUUUUAACAUCUCCAUUUUUUUUCCUUACGACAAAUCCAGAGGAUUUUGUGAAUCAGCCUAUUUGCAGCAAGUAGGCCUCCCUGAAUUCAGGAAUGGCUCACAGCAGUUCCAGAAUAAAUAAAGACCUCCAGGUCUUUGCCUUGUGA